Vanrija pseudolonga is the source of this 683-nucleotide messenger RNA. RefSeq names its product Protein YtsP (gene ytsP). Gene Ontology annotation, cellular component: cytosol. The transcript is spliced from 3 exons. Gene Ontology annotation, molecular function: L-methionine (R)-S-oxide reductase activity. Lineage: Eukaryota; Fungi; Basidiomycota; Tremellomycetes; Trichosporonales; Trichosporonaceae. The record is from RefSeq and is a predicted model, not a curated record. The coding region runs from base 32 to 622 and encodes 196 amino acids.
CACCACCACCACAACUCUUUCUCCACGCACAAUGCCGCACGCCGACUCGAGCCUCGUGCCUCCAGGCCUCACGACCAAGGCCGAGUUCUACGCCCACGUCACGGAGCAGCUCGAGCUCCUCCUCGACGGACACAGGUACUGGGUUUCCAACCUCGCGCAGGCCAGCGCGCUGCUGUACCACUCGUAUGCGGGGUCCGAGCUGUACGGCCUCGCAGACAACCACACGCCCGUGGUCAACUGGGUCGGGUUCUACGUCCAGCCGUCGGCUGAGCCCGUGAAGGGCAAGCCGGCGCCGCUCGUCCUCGGCCCGUACGCUGGCCGCCCGGCGUGCAUCACCAUCUCGCCCGUUGCCGGGCGGGGCGUGUGCGCCGACGCGUUUGUGAAUGACGCGCCCGUCGUCGUGGGCGAUGUCGACGCCUACCCCGGCCACAUUGCUUGCGACGGCGACACCAAGUCCGAGAUUGUGCUUCCCUUGCGCUUGAGCACUCCUGCUGGUGUCUCGGCCACCGUCGGCGUCCUCGACCUCGACUCGACCGUCCUCAGCACCUUUGACGACGAGGACCGCAAGGGCCUCGAGGAGGUGGUUCGUAUUCUCGCCAAGGCCAGCGACUGGACCCCUUGAAUGCCGUGAUGCCACAGCAGAGCCCUAGAGCACAUGCACUCUUGAUACAUAAACACGAGAA